Molecule: messenger RNA, 643 nt
Organism: Marasmius oreades (fairy-ring Marasmius)
Lineage: Eukaryota; Fungi; Basidiomycota; Agaricomycetes; Agaricales; Marasmiaceae
Exons: 4
Coding region: 90-449 (119 amino acids)
Source: RefSeq, a predicted model, not a curated record
CAAAGUUUUUGUUUCUCCUAUUGCACUUUGUUUUAUAUCCGUAAUGUAUGAUACGCUAAUGCUCAUACUGGCACUACAUUCAGAGCAAAAUGAAGGAGAAUAGUAGAUAUUUUUCUAGCUUCCAAGAGCACAACUGUACAUGUACGCCUUGGACUUCACCCGCGACUCAACUUGUUCGCCGUUCCACCUCCGUUGGAUCCGCUAAUAGUGAUCAGUCGAUGAGCCCCAGGGAAAUCGACAAUAUUCCUGGCAGUACGUCUGGCAAUAGGAAAAGUCGAUUGUACUGCAAAUUUGAUGAUUUUACAUGGAGCACAUUGCAGGGACAACAAGGGAAGGGUAAUAAUAAUAACUGGCAAAGGUCGAGUUUGAGAAGUUUAUCGGUCUUUCUGCAUCCUACGCCGGGGUCCUUCGAGGGAUGUAAAUCCCUAAUCAUAAUGUUGCGCAGAUAGUCCGCUGGCACGAGAUGAAAUUAUGUGUAGCAUUUGGACCCGAACAGUGAACUCUAUCUUAUCGGCUGUCUCGGCGUCUGUGUUUCCAAUCCAAUGUGAGGCCCCAAACGGAUGUCGAGCUUGGAAUCGGUGGUGUUUGCAGAGGCUGUAACUACUUACUUGAAUUAAUGGAGAGAGAAAGAGCACAGCGUGAA